Messenger RNA from Nicotiana attenuata, 738 nucleotides. RefSeq names its product transcription factor ABA-INDUCIBLE bHLH-TYPE-like. The record is from RefSeq and is a predicted model, not a curated record. Bases 1 to 738 code for a protein of 245 amino acids. Gene Ontology annotation, biological process: regulation of DNA-templated transcription. NCBI's taxonomy places the organism in Eukaryota, Viridiplantae, Streptophyta, Magnoliopsida, Solanales, Solanaceae. The transcript is spliced from 3 exons. Gene Ontology annotation, cellular component: nucleus. Gene Ontology annotation, molecular function: protein dimerization activity; DNA-binding transcription factor activity; transcription cis-regulatory region binding.
AUGAAGGCGAUAGUCAACCUCACCACCAAUCUCCUCCACACCAUUAACGAAGUUGACGAAACGGAGGGCGAAGACAUAACACCAAACACCUUUCCCAGGCGAAACAGCUUGCCCACACCUCUCGGUAGUGUCACGACCUCGCACGGUAAAGGUGCCUCCACAUCCACGACAGAAGAGGCACCACCAGCAGUGAAAAAGUUACUUGAGGCAUGCUUGACAAACACGCUAACCAGCUUCCUCGACAAGAUCGCUUGGAGGUCGAGUAGGGAAGAGACAAGGGCCGGUGUCGCAUCAGCAGUGUACGAGCAGCACCCCCUCCCUCCCGCAACAGGUAUUACUCACAAUGUUAGUGAUGCAGAAAUAGUCUAUGCACUGGAGAAGCUCGGCCCAAAAAGUGAAAUAGCCACAGAAGAUGAGAUCCGACCCGAGCACCAGAAAGUCAAAUGCCCUUUGCCAAUUGCACCAGGAGCGGGGGAAUAUUUGGCUGUAACAUUUGGCUUCUUGAUACACUCUUUAACUCCAAAGAAGCGAGGAAGGAAGCCAGCAAAUGGACGGGAGGAACCUUUGAAUCACGUCGAAGCAGAGAGGCAAAGGAGAGAGAAAUUAAACCAAAGGUUCUACGCAUUAAGAGCUGUUGUUCCGAAUGUGUCCAAGAUGGACAAGGCAUCACUGCUUGGAGAUGCAAUUUCAUAUAUUAAUGAGCUGAAGUUGAAGCUUCAAAAUAUAAAAACAGAUUGA